Messenger RNA from Menidia menidia (Atlantic silverside), 1019 nucleotides. Lineage: Eukaryota; Metazoa; Chordata; Actinopteri; Atheriniformes; Atherinopsidae. The record is from the annotation of a GenBank genome assembly.
GUCUCUCUGCUCCAGCACGCCUGACUCAAAUAAAUGGGGUUGCUACUUUUGCUCUUCAAGCUCUGCAGAAGCCUGACGAGGACUUAUUCAUUUGAAUCAGGUGCGCUGGAGGAGGGAAACUUGGAAAACAUCCAGGCCAGUGAUUCUGCAUGCCUAUGUUGACAUUUGUCUGUGUGGGCUGCACAAACACUCCCCCGCAAACAGCUCUUCAAACAGGAGUCAUUCCAAAGGUCUGCAGAGUGUUAGGAGGACGUGGCGGGCAGCCCUGACUUACCAGCUGUAUGUGAGUAGACAUGACGACAUUACAGCUCCUGGGUGUUCUCCUCCUGACCGCAGCCUCAGCUAAAGGUCAGUCCUACCACCUGGGCAGAUGCCCUGAGUCAACAGUCCAAGAGGACUUUAAUGCUGCAAAGUACAUGGGCACCUGGUAUGAAAUAGAGAAGCUUCCAGCUUGGUUCCAAACAGGAAGAUGUGCCCAAGCCACAUACAGUCUUCUCUCAGAUGGAACAGUCAGCGUUCGAAAUGAGAAUAUUUUGUCCGACGGAACUGUUGCAUCCAUUCAGGGAACCGCCAGAGUGAUAGAUCCUUCACAACCAGCCAAUCUGGGUGUCAGCUUCUUUAAAGGAGUUCCAGAUGCUCCCUACAUGGUUGUCUCCACAGAUUACCAGUCUUACGCUUUGGUUUACUCCUGCAGUGACUACUUUGGACUCUUUUACAUUGACUUUGCGUGGAUUCUGGCUCGCAGCCGGGCUCUAACUGAUGACAUCAUUAACCAGCUGCAUGACAAGUUGACUGCUAUCGGUGUGGAUGUAAACAGACUUAAAGUCUCAAACCAGACUGCUUGUGACGGUUACAGUCAGUAAAGCAGAUGAAUGUAAACUAGAAUGUGUUCUCAUACUUUUUGUUUUCAUGCUGAUGUGUGCUGUAGUUCCAAACUUUAAAACUCCUGGUAUAUGUUUCUAAUGAUAAAACAUUAUCUGUGCACGUUUUACUUUAGAGGGGAAAAAACAAAUAAAGAU